UCAAAAUUAAAUCAGUGUAUUUAGUAUCAUCAUCAACGUCAUAGUAUUUUUCCUCUAUCUUUUUGCUUUCGACUCUUUGUUUUUCUUUCUCGAUCUCCAAUUUCAUUAUCAAGAUCAUCAACAAUUUUUUUCUGAUAAAGUUCGUCAAAUCUUCAUCUGUAUUAUUAUCAUCAUCAUCAAAGUUAAUCAUAUGCGACGAAUUAUAACAACUUUCGCAAAUCUGGAACCCUAAUUUCUUGAUUUUGAACAAAGAAAAUAUUGUAGAUCUAAGUUAAAAAAAAAAAAAAUCAAACAUCGCGAUUUCUUUUUUUAUUUAAUUUUCUGGUUACAAAUCAGAAAUCUUGUUAUAUAAAGUGUAGAUCGUGAGAUUUGAUAUAGGAUUAGAGAACACGAAACCCUAGAUUUCGCCGAUUUCGCGGAUUUCGCCGAUUUUGAUAUUGAUAGGAGAGAGAAAAAUGAAAGUAUCAGGUGGUGAAGAUGGUGAUAUUCCAGAAUCAGACGCCAUUGUUGAGAUGAAACAUCAAUCAAAGACUACGACGACAACGACGACAACGAUAACAUCGGAUUCAUCGAAUAAAAAAGAUAAUAACAGUUAUUGGAUGAGAGAUCUGUACAAGUAUUCAUCGUACAGAGGAUAUGGCGCUGCGUCAGGUUUAUACAAUUUAGCAUGGGCGCAAGCAGUACAGAAUAAGCCAUUGAAUGAGGUACUUGUUGAGCUGGAUGAUAAGAAAAACAAUAAAAAUGCAAGUACUGAUGAUACUAGUGUUAAUAAGGAACAAGGUGAAGUACAACAACAUUGUGUUGAAAGUAAAGAGGUUUUUGAGGUGGUUGACAGUGAGAAAGAAGAAGGAGAAUUGGAAGAAGGCGAAAUCGAUUUUGAUUCUGAUGAUACUGGUAAUAAUCAUAAUAGUAAUGGUAAUAAAGUUCAGGAUGAUUUUGGUGGAUUGGAGAUGGAUGAUGGUGAGUUGGAGAAUCAAGUGUCUUCUAUUCGUAAAGUUCUUCAUAAUGUUACUGUUGCUGAAGCUCAUAAAUCAUUUGAUAUUGUGUGUGCUCGAUUGAGGACUUCUUUGGAGACGUUGAGAGAGUUGGUUUUGCAUACAUGGUUUCCUUCCAAAGACGCGCUCAUUCAACAAGCUUUUGCUGCAAUUCAGUGUGUAUACUCUGUUUACAGUUCUAUGAGCCCUACCUUAAGAGAUCAGAAUAAGGAUAGGAUGUCAAGGUUGCUUACUUCUGUCAUGGACCUUAGUUCUGUUCUUUUUACACCGGAACAGAGGAAAGAGGUGGAGGGUAUGAUUACCUCUGUUAACCCCCCGAUUGUUCCAGUGAAACCCAAGUCGAGGGACAGGCAGGAAGAAUUGCCUGUUACAGAGAAGGCUAUCCUCACCGAUUCUAAUACAUUGACUGUGAAUACUGGUGACAAUAAGUCAGACUUAUUGAAGAAAGUGGGACCCGAAUUGUCUGUUUAUCAGUCGGAAAAAAAGAACACUGACAUUUUAUCAGAAGCAAUGAGACAUUUUCCGUCUAGCUUAAAGGUCAGAAGCAGUUUCGGCCCUCUGCUUGAUCUCCAUAAAGUUCAUGAUGAAGACAGCCUUCCAUCUCCUACCAGCAAGACAAUGCCUUCCUUGCCUUUCUUUGAAACGGCUCCUCCUCGAGUAGUGCAUGGUUUGCAGAAAUCUGGUGUGCACCCUUAUGAAACUGAAGCAGUGAAAGCUGUGUCAAGCUACCAACAAAGAUUUGGUCGGAGUACAUUCUUAGCAACGGACAUGCUUCCCAGUCCAACUCCUUCUGAAGAUGGCAAUGAAGGAGGAGCUGAUGACUCUAAUGAAGAGGUUUCUAGUUCUAGUGCCUAUACUAAUGUUGUUAGUAGGACAACAAAUUCCUCUGUAGUGCCACAACCAGUUGUUUCUUCUGCUGCUUAUACAAGUAGUUCAACCAUGCAAGGGGUGAUCAGUGGUACUAGUGCUGAGAGUUCUAGUGUCGGGUCUUCUCCUUCACUGCGAGCCUCAGCAAAGAGCCGAGAUCCUAGGCUUCGGCAUCUUAAUCCUAAUUUUGGCUCGUUAGACCUUAGUUUUUGUCCGUCUCCUAUGGUUCCCAGUUCAGCAUCUAAAUUGGAGCCGCUAGGGGAAAUUAUGAAAUCAAAGAAGACCAAGGCACUUGAGGGGCGCCUUCUGGAUGGUCCUACUGCCAAGAGACCAAGAAAUGGCCUGGAAACUGAAGAUAUGUCCAUGAAUGCAAAUCAAGUAAAAACUCUCCAGGGAAGUACUCGAAUGGAGACUUCUAGUUCUAGUAUUUUGGGACCACAAUCUUCCAGCAGAGGACUCUUGGGCCCAGCUAUUGAUCCUCGGAAACCAGGAAGUGGUACCGUUUCCUCCGGGAUUACUACAAACAAUCCUAGCAUGGCAGUAAAUAAAACGGCAAAGCCCUCAAUGAAUGUCAGUGGUUCUCCGUCCUUGCAGUCACUGUUGAAAGACAUUGCAGGGAAUCCAGGAGCAUGGAUGAAUAUUAUUAAGGAGCAGAACAAAUCCAGUGAACCUUUACAAAGUGUGUCACAUUCAAUGAACUCAAAUUCAAUAUUAGGAGCAGCACCCUCUGCUAUUGCUGUUCCACCUAUAUCAUCUGGGGUGGGACAGACAAGUGCAGGAUUGCUUCAGGUCCCUUCUCCGAAAGUGGUCACGAGCUCACAGGAUGAUUCGGCAAAACUUCGCAUGAAACCCCGUGACCCUCGUCGUGCCCUGCAUGCCAAUAUGGCCCAAAGGACUGGCAGUUCUGUGCCAGAACAGCCUAAGGUAAAUGGAGUACACAACACAACAACACAAGGACUCCAGGAGAAUAUCAAUGCUCAAAGAUAUGUUAAUGGAACGAGUCCAAGUGCUGCGUCAUCUCAGACCCCAAUCCUACCUGAUAUAACUAAGCAAUUUACAAAGAACUUGAAAAACAUUGCUGACAUUAUUUCUUCCCCACAAACGUCAAGUAUACAGUCUCCGCUAGCAGUAAGUUCUUUGUCGGCGCAAGCUAAUUCGGAUACGACAAGUAUUAGUUCUGGUGGACAAGCAAGUUGUAGUUCUGGUGGACCCGUGAUUACUGGUAAUCAGCGUACUGUGUGUGCAUUGAGGCCCGAAGAAGUUGUCUCGGGCCGUCCACAAUCACAGAACAAUUGGGGAGAUGUUGAGCAUCUCUUUGACGGAUAUGAUGAUCAGCAAAAGGCAGCUAUUCAACAAGAGAGAGCUAGAAGGCUUGAUGAGCAGAACAAAAUGUUUGCUGAUCGCAAGUUGUGUCUUGUGCUGGAUCUGGAUCACACGCUUCUUAAUUCAGCAAAGUUUUCAGAGGUAGAUCCUGUGCAUGAUGAAAUUCUGAGGAAGAAAGAGGAACAAGAUCGUGAAAAGCCUCGACGACAUCUCUUUCGUUUUCCACAUAUGGCAAUGUGGACAAAAUUACGACCUGGUAUUUGGAAUUUCUUAGAGAAGGCUAGUAAGCUUUUUGAACUGCAUCUCUAUACCAUGGGGAACAAGUUGUAUGCCACUGAAAUGGCAAAAGUGCUUGAUCCAAAGGGAACUCUAUUUGCUGGACGAGUUAUCUCACGGGGUGAUGAUGGGGAUCCUAUUGAUGGUGAUGAGAGGGUACCGAAGAGCAAGGAUUUAGAGGGUGUUAUGGGUAUGGAAUCUUCUGUUGUAAUAAUAGAUGAUUCUGCUAGAGUUUGGCCACAUAACAAGCUAAACUUGAUAGUCGUGGAAAGGUAUACUUACUUUCCUUGUAGUAGGAAACAAUUUGGGCUCCCAGGACCUUCACUUCUUGAGAUUGAUCAUGAUGAGAGACCAGAAGAGGGAACUCUGGCAUCUUCUUUGGCAGUCAUUGAGAAAAUACACCAAAACUUUUUCUCUCACAAGUCCCUGGAUGAUGUGGAUGUGAGAAAUAUAUUGGGAGCUGAGCAGCGGAAGAUUCUUGCUGGUUGCCGAAUCUUGUUUAGCAGGGUUUUCCCUGUUGGGGAAGCUAAUCCCCAUUUACACCCACUUUGGCAGACGGCAGAGCAGUUUGGUGCUGUGUGCACCAAUCAGCUAGAUGAACAAGUUACCCACGUAGUGGCAAAUUCUUUAGGGACUGACAAGGUUAAUUGGGCUCUGUCAACUAAAAGAUUUGUUGUACACCCUAGCUGGGUUGAAGCUUCUGCAUUGCUUUACAGAAGGGUUAAUGAGCAAGACUUUGCCAUCAAAACUUGAACAGCUACGACUCAUCCUGCUAUAGGUUGAGUCUUUGAGAACAGAAACCAUUAAGUGCAAAUUUUGAGAUUCAAUAGGUAGCCUACAUUCAUGAAAUGGCUGGAACUAGGGUGAACCUUACCUUAGAGGCUUAGACUUCCCUCAUUUGCCAGUGAGUGCGAUUGUAAUCUUCAUGGUGAGUAGCCCUAGUUUUCACUUUUCACCCCCUAAUAUUUUGCUCGACGUUUGGGAUGAUUGGAUCCCUCGAGAUUUGGAACCAGAUUCUUGAUGGGAGUAUCUUCUGUUGGGGGUGGCUGUGCUAGCCGAGGAGGAAAGGAUUCCACAGCAAAGGUUAUAACUCAGGAAGUAGUAACAGGCUAACGGCUUAGACCUUUGAUUUUACGUGGCAUGGUCCAAUGGUAGUGGGAUGGUGGUAGCCUUGGUGGAUGAAUCAGUUUCAUGGCUCACAAGAGGUUGAUCUCAGAGGUCAAUGUUGACUGUUGAGUCUUGCAAAUAUGACACUACGGAGGUGUUUUUGUUUGCUGAGGUUGUUACAAAAGUAUGAAAAUCCAGAGUGCAUAAUUGGAAGCUGGCCAAAACGAUUGCUCUACUAAGGUCAAAAUAUAAAUUGGAAUGAACUAACUAUAUGAACUACGAAAAAGAACAAACACGAAAAAAUCAUUUUUUGAGGAAAUGUGGACAUUAUAAAAGAUUUUUUGGACCAAAAUUGUGAGUUUAAAGUAAAUCUGAAUUGGUAUGGCGGACUGGGUGGGGUGUGUCAUACUAUAAUUGCAAUAUGCAAGUUUGUGAAGUUUCCAUUUUAGGUAACCUCGUAGAUAGAGGAUAUAGGAAAAGUAACAAAAGGUGAACUUUUCUUUCCUAUUGUUUUUGAUCUUAUUUUGUUCCUUGGAAGCCUUUGAGAAUAUAUCAUCAAAGAAUUCAGAUA
Messenger RNA from Beta vulgaris subsp. vulgaris (sugar beet), 5139 nucleotides. Its product is annotated as RNA polymerase II C-terminal domain phosphatase-like 3. Gene Ontology annotation, cellular component: nucleus. The transcript has 12 exons. Gene Ontology annotation, molecular function: RNA polymerase II CTD heptapeptide repeat phosphatase activity. The coding region runs from base 456 to 4214 and encodes 1252 amino acids. The record is from RefSeq and is a predicted model, not a curated record. Lineage: Eukaryota; Viridiplantae; Streptophyta; Magnoliopsida; Caryophyllales; Amaranthaceae.